Molecule: messenger RNA, 2983 nt
Organism: Girardinichthys multiradiatus
Lineage: Eukaryota; Metazoa; Chordata; Actinopteri; Cyprinodontiformes; Goodeidae
Gene: dnase2b
Product: deoxyribonuclease II beta
Exons: 6
Coding region: 132-1190 (352 amino acids)
Biological process (GO): apoptotic DNA fragmentation
Molecular function (GO): deoxyribonuclease II activity
Source: RefSeq, a predicted model, not a curated record
CAUAGCCAUGCAGGUGUGCUUUCUUUACUCUCAAAAACACUCAUACAGCAAGCAGUCUCCAAAUAAGCUUCAGAUUUCUCUUUUUUUAUUCACACUUGGCUGUGUGGUCUUCAUCUACAGCGUUACUUAGGAUGGCCUCACAAUUCAGGCCCUGCUUCCACGUUACUGUCGUGUUGUUGUGCUUUACAGUGGGCAGAAGUGACAUUUCCUGCAGAAAUGAAGCUGGUGAACCUGUCGACUGGUUUAUCAUCUACAAACUGCCAAAAUACAGGAUUGAGGAGGUAGGCAGUGGUGUGGAGUAUAUGUACCUGGACUCAGCAGUUGGGAGCUGGCAGAGGAGUAAAUUCAUGCUUAACACAACCCAGGGAGCCAUGGCCAACACUCUGAAUCAACUGUACAAAGGAAAGGCCUACUUGUCAAACAGCUCUGUAUACGCACUCUACAAUGACGGCCCACCAGAGAUGAAAUACAUCCACACUUACGGACACACUAAAGGUGUUCUGUUCUUUGACCACUUUCAAGGUUUCUGGCUUUCCCACUCCGUUCCCCAUUUCCCCUCGUUUCCUGAGCGAGGCUACCAGUACCCCUCCUCUGGCAAACAUAACGGCCAAACUGCCCUGUGUGUAACCUACCAGUAUGCACAGUUUCUCAGAAUAGCGCAGCAGCUGGUCUAUGUUUACCCACGUUUCUACAACUGUUCGGUUCCCUCUGUGUUCUCGGCCGACCUGCCACAGCUCCUUAAGCUGUGUGAGGGUUCCAAACUGCCACUGACCUCCAACAAGGGAGUGAAACCGCUUUUUUCCAUCAGAGGGGAUAGAUUUGUCAGCUUUGUGAAAUCUGAGCUCUUUGUGGAUGAUAUCUACACAGGCUGGGUGGCUCAGGUAUUGGACACCGAUCUUUUAGUGCAGACUUGGCAAACCCAAGGCCGAGAGCUGCCCUCCAACUGCUCACUGCCGAAGCACACCUUGAACAUCAAGAGGACUCAGCUUCCCCCAUCAGUCCAGUUCCAGUCUCAUUAUGACCACUCAAAGUGGUGUGUGUCGCAAGCUUAUGAGGACCAUGUGACCUGCCUGGGGGAUCUGAACAGGGUCAAGGCUCAGAUGUCACGUGGUGGGGGGCUCAUCUGCUCCUACAACCCUGUAAUUUAUAAGGCCUUCAGACAGGCCGUGGACUGGUACAUUAGCUGCUAAACAAAAUUGAAUGAUAGGAUUUUUGGUAUGAUUGGGGUUAAUUCUUAAUGUAUACAGUUAAGCAUGAAGGUUUACCAUUUUAGAUUUAAAAAGAUGUAGCUUAUAAGCAUCAGAUAAAUUCAAUUUAACAAACCGCCUUCUUUGACCACAGUUAAGAUAUUUUGAACUUGAAUUGAGUGCAUUAUUGUAACAACCACUCACAAUUAUUGGGACAUUUAAGCUGUGUACAACAGCCUUAAAUAAUAGUUAUGGAGAUUUGGUGACCCUAAGAUUUGUUGCAGUCACUCUUUGCUGCAAUUCUCUAAAUGUGACCUUCAAAGAUUUUCUUACACCUCGCUUUCUGCCCUCCCUACUGUGCGUGGUGACAAGAUAAACAUGGGUCCUCAUGCAAUUGGUUGCAGUUCUAGUUGUUUACAACUUUUAAACCUUGACUAAUGCACCGAAGACCUCAUAGCCUCAGUUAAGGUCAGUAUUUAUGACUCAGAAAUAAGGAAGAGACUUGGCAAAAGUGGUAUCCAUGGGAGAGACCCAAGCUGAAAACCACUCCUGACAAAAAAGAACACAAAGGCCCAUCUUAAAUUUGCCAAAGCCACAUCUUGAUGAUCCCCAAGACUUUUGGAAAAAUGUUCUGUAGACUGCUGUCCAUGCAUCAGGACAAUGAUUUAAAGCACACCAGCAACAACGUUUUUGUGUAGCCUAGUCAAAGCCUAUAUUUGACUGUAAUACUGUGGCAAGAGUCCUUCACAGUGACGUAAAAAGCAUGGCUAGUUUUCACAAAUUCUUGAUUACAGCUGUUGGCGCCAAGGGUGGCAAAACCAAUAAGGUUGAGAGGGGAAAUUACUUUUUUAUAGUUCAUAGGUUUUUUUGUCAAGGAAAUCACCAUUUAAAAUUUGUGCUGCACUGUGACGCAGUGGAUAGCACUGUUGCCUUGCAGCAACAGAAGGUCUUGGGUUUGACUCCUGGCCAGGUCUUUCUCCCCGUGCAUGCAUGGUUCUCACCCGGUACUCCGGCUUGCUCCCACAGUCCAAGACAUGGCUGUUAGGUUAAUGGGUCUCUCUAAAUUGCCCUUAGGUGUGUGAAUGAGUGUGCAUGGUUCUUUGUGUGUUGCCCUGUGAUGGACUGGUGACCUGUCCAGGGUGUACCCCGCCUCCUGCCCAUAGACUGAAGAUAGACACCAGCUUCAUCAUGACCCACUGUGGAAGAAGUGGUAGAAAAUGACUUUGAGGCAUAGUAAGCAUAAGGUCAGGAUGUCCAGCAUUUUGAAGGAAGAAUAUAAGAAUGCACAGUAUUUUAGGUUUAAACAGAAAUGUGUACCUCCUUGUCUAUGUCUAUGAUAGUUUACCCUGCCUCCUGUCCAUAGACUGCUGGAGAUAGACACCAGCUUCCCCAUGACCCACUAUGGAAGAAGUGGUAUAGAAAAUGACUGACUGGCCAUUUAAAAAUGUAUUAACUUUGUCUGAUAUUAAGAUCUCUUUGAUGAUCUGAAACACUUAAUGGGAAAAUACCUUGUUACAGCGCUGUACAAAACUAGCAUACCUGACUCAACAUCCACUCUGUACCAGAUGCAACAGAAAUGUUUAGCGUUUUGCAUUAAACAGUGCCUCCUAGUUGCCAGACUGGUUGAAUGUAGUUAAGAAGUGAUGUCUUUGGUUUAUGAACAUCCAGCUGAGGAUUGCAUUCCUCCAUCCUCACUCACCAUGAAAUCAUGUAAAUAGUGGAGGCAUUUGUUUUUUAUUGUGUUUUGCUUGAGAAAUAUAUUUUGCUGAAAUAAAUUCAUACCACAUAAAUUCCUA